Messenger RNA from Apis dorsata (giant honeybee), 836 nucleotides. RefSeq lists its product as uncharacterized. The transcript has 4 exons. Gene Ontology annotation, biological process: positive regulation of neuron differentiation; negative regulation of Notch signaling pathway. The record is from RefSeq and is a predicted model, not a curated record. Gene Ontology annotation, molecular function: DNA binding; transcription corepressor activity. Gene Ontology annotation, cellular component: nucleus. Bases 16 to 654 code for a protein of 212 amino acids. Lineage: Eukaryota; Metazoa; Arthropoda; Insecta; Hymenoptera; Apidae.
AAUAUAUUUAAACGAAUGGAAAAUGAUAGAAAUACGUUGGUAAAGAAGAGAAGCGGAGCGAGUAUAUGUGUGAAAAAUGCUUAUUCAGGUCGAAGAGUACGCCGCGGCAGGCCGCGGCUUGGAACGAGAGGUGGAAAGCAUGGAUCCCCAUCCGUGCAAGGUAAUUCGCCAUCGAGGAGCGAAUGGUUACCCUUGGACAUGAGAACUACUCCUCCUGCUGCGAUGCCUGCUUUCCGUGGUUUCGAGGAAUCCUCUUCCGAUGGCGUGGUGCAUCUGGGAGAGGGAAUAGCAAUUUGUGAGGAACAACUAAGGGCUGUGAAAUGGAGCGAUUACAGGAAAUUGACACGUGGCCUGGCUGCAAUUUUGUUCAGCCCUACCGAGUUGGCCACUUGCUCGGUAACGGGGCAACGAUGGAGUCGAGCUGGGACUGCCACUGAGAGACCGGUGAAACCUGCCUUGGAUAAAGCCAAAGUCCAGGCUAUUAUAUCUUACGUGACAUCGAGAUUUCCCACAGUCGAUGUAAGCAGUGUGAAACAAGUGUUGGCUUACAAAUGCAAGGAGAACUCGACAGCGCUCAAGAUGAAAUCUAUUAGAUACAUUUGUGAGAGACAGGAAACGGAAAGAUCACCAAGAGCGAAUCCCGAGGAUAAGUGAGAGGUGAUAGGGGCGCGUUGAACGAGAGCGGCCAUAUCUGAACAACUUCUCACCGUUCAAUUCAACUUCGAGCUCUUUUUGCGAUUUGCCACUGCUAAUCUUCUUGCUUCGUCCUCUCUCGGCUUCGUCGAACCUUCGAAUUAUUAUUCCCAUUCGAUUGGCUCGAUCCUCUCCCCCCCCCC